Messenger RNA from Cylicostephanus goldi, 305 nucleotides. The record is from the annotation of a GenBank genome assembly. Lineage: Eukaryota; Metazoa; Nematoda; Chromadorea; Rhabditida; Strongylidae.
AUGGUAGUCGACAUGUUUCUGUAUCUCAACAUUAUGCUUCACGAUCUACCUAGCUUCAUCAUGGACAGAGAUAUCUCAAAAGAAACACAGUUUUUAUCGGUAAUCGUAAAUUGUACGGAAUGGUUCGUACAAUUGCUUAUGUUACCAUUGCUGUCCAUAAUGCAUUUUGUUGCGAUAUACUGGCCAACAAUCUUCCGUGGUAUAUCUUUUAGGCAAUUUGCAUUUUGCAACGCUGGAACUGUUCUGAUUGCUAUGUCCUGUACAAGUAAGUUACCUCAUAUGAUAUGUAACUAUAGAAUGUAAAC